AUGGCAAGAUGGCUUGAUUUCUUCUCCAAGUACAACUUCGUCGUGCACUACAAGCCAGGAAAGACCAACAUUCUUGCUGACGCGCUGUCACGAUACCCGGAUUACGACCCUCGGAUGGCAUUGAGUCGUCAGUCUACUGACGACGACGAUGAGGACGAUCGGUGUGCGACGUGUGUGUCAUUGAACUUUACUCGAGUCACACCCGAGUUAUGCCAUUUCGAUGAAUUCGUCGUGGCUUACGCGAACGAUCCAGAUCAUGCGGACAUGAAUGCCUAG
Peronospora matthiolae is the source of this 276-nucleotide messenger RNA. NCBI's taxonomy places the organism in Eukaryota, Oomycota, Peronosporomycetes, Peronosporales, Peronosporaceae. The record is from the annotation of a GenBank genome assembly.